UUGGUUUUCGGUUAAACCAAACCAAAAUUCUUGCUUUCCAAUAAAUACCGAAUCCCACUCCCUCUCUCUGCCACUUCGAAUUUAACACAUUCCCGGAGCUCCGAUCAUGUCAUCUUGCUCCGACGACGCAAUUCCCGGCCAACCAAUCGUCCUUGGUUGUGGUCAACUUUGUCUGGAUUACUUAGUCACAGUAUCGUCUUUUCCAAUUCCCGAUCAAAAGAUUCGAGGCACGAGCUUCAAGGUCCAAGGAGGUGGAAACACUGGGAAUUCUUUAACAUGUGUUGCUCGUUUGGGUUUGCCUUCUCGAAUUUUAGCUAAGGUUGCUGAUGAUUCUCACGGGCGUUAUAUGAUAGAGGAACUCGAAUCUAGCGGUGUGGAUACUUCGUUUUGUAUGAAUGCUAAAGACGGAGCUUCACAUUUUAAUUACGUCAUUGUAGAUAACCAAACGAAUACUCGAACGUGUAUUUACACUCCAGGAUAUCCUCCUUUGCUCCCAGAUGACCUUACGGAAUCUCUCCUUUUUGAUGUUCUUGAUGGAGUAAGAGUUCUAUAUGUAAAUGGAAGGUCCCGUGAAGCCGAAUUGCUUCUUGCACAAAAGGCACAUAGCAAGAAUAUAUCAAUCUUAAUUAAUGCAGAGAAAAAAAGGGCAGGGCUAGAUGAGCUCCUUGACUUGGCUGAUUAUGCUAUUUGCUCUACUAACUUCCCUCAGCAAUGGACAGAGUCACCAUCAUCUCCCAGAGCACUUCUCUCUAUGCUCAUAAGAUUACCGAAGCUAAAAUUUGUGAUCAUGACUUUGGGGGAACACGGUUGUGUGAUGCUCGAAAGAUGUUCCAAUGAGGUUUCAGGGUCGGAAGAAGAGACAGACAUAGAUGAACUAAACGAGUCUCUGAAACAAAGCACAGACUUUACAAGUGUCUUACCUGUCUGCAAUUCAUCGCUAGUGACUAGACUGACAGGGAAUGUUACAGGGAGACUGGUUAUAGUAACAGCUGAGAAAAUACCUUCAUCGGAACUUAUAGACACAACUGGUGCUGGAGAUGCGUUUACGGGAGCUUUGCUUUAUGGUUUGUGCACAGAUAUGGCUACUGAGGAAAUGUUGACAUUUGCAUCUCGAGUCGCUGCUUGCUGCUGCAGAGGUUUAGGAGCUCGAACUAGUCUUCCAUUUCGUACUGAUCCAAACCUUGCAACGUUCUUGGGGGCAUAACCGUAAUUUUCAUUGUCUUCUUUACGUCUAAAAAGUCUUUUAAAUGCGUCUGUAUUUAUUUUGUAUGAAAGUGAAAUAAAAUAUGUUUCGAGAAAUUCCAAGUCAGAUUCUCGU
Messenger RNA from Arabidopsis lyrata subsp. lyrata, 1318 nucleotides. Its product is annotated as ribokinase. NCBI's taxonomy places the organism in Eukaryota, Viridiplantae, Streptophyta, Magnoliopsida, Brassicales, Brassicaceae. Bases 107 to 1204 code for a protein of 365 amino acids. The record is from RefSeq and is a predicted model, not a curated record. The transcript is spliced from 12 exons. Gene Ontology annotation, molecular function: kinase activity.